CUGACACUGCAGCCUGUGGUGGUGGAUCAGGUAGCAUGUGAGAACAACACAGACAGCCUGGCUCGCUCUUCCUCCUCUUACUCUUCCCGUAUUCUCAUCGGACAGGCGCUUGUAAAGACUAUUAGACUGCAGGAGACUCACUCGCAGGCUUCCUCGCACACUAGCUGAACAGCCGGCACCACUGGCUGGUGAGAAGGUUAGGAUUUCCCCGACAGAGCUGGAAGGAAGGAGAAAAUAAAAGAAGACUGGAAGUUUAAAACACCAAGAAGCAAGAACAAGAAGAGGGUCAUGCAUCGGUAGAGUGUGACAAGCCUAACUGAGCUGAUCUGCUUUGAGGACAAUCUAACCGCUCAGUGUGUCCUGCUUGGUCCAAGAUGGAGCUCAAAGUGUGGGUGGAUGGAGUGGUGCGCGUGGUCUGCGGCCUGUCUCAAGAAACUUCCUGCCAAGAUGUCGUCAUUGCUUUGGCACAGGCCAUUGGUCAGACUGGUCGAUAUGUUCUUAUUCAACGUUUGAGGGACACUGAAAGGCAGCUUUUGGCUACAGAGAGACCCCUGGAGUCUUUGGCCAAGUUGGGCCAACAUGGCAACGAGGUUCAGUUCUUCCUGCGGCGUACUGGCCCUAGCAGCAGUGAUGGUCCUAGUUCAAAACAAGAAAGACAGUCUCCUCUUCAACUGCCCAAACAUCCUGAGCCAGAGCCCCUGAAACGUAACCAACCUAAGAAAGCACUAACGUUUAACUUGGGGCCAUCCACUUCCCCAAAGACCAAACCCAAACAAUUUCAGAGGUCUCCAAAGGACUCAUCAGAGCAAAGGGUCUCACCAUCCCCCUCAUCUAGUCCUGUAUCUCCACAUUCUCCCUCACCUCCUAUUGGGCCUACUAAGGAGGAAGUGUUUAAAAAGAUCCUUCAACAACAAGAGAGACUGAGAGCCAUAGAGGGCCAGCUUGAGGUCCUAGAGAAGGAGUCACCAUAUCGUCCAUAUCCUUCUCCAAGCCCCUCACCAGUAUCAGAAUCUCAACUGCAAGAAGAGAUUGAUGCUUUGGAGCAAACAAUGCGAAGGAACCAUGCUGAGCUCACCCACGAGCAGUACUGGGAUGAGGAACUUCAGGUGGAGGUGGACAAAGAGCGAGAAAUGAGAAGGAAGCUGACGGACCUGCACGCUAAGCUGGACGACUGUGGGCGGCGGCUGCAUGACUUCUCUGUACGCUCUGCCCAGCUGGAGCAAGAGAUCCAGAGGGAGAGCCAGGCAGCAAGCAAAGCCAGCGGGGCCAAGGAGUCACUUGAUGCUGUGAAGACAGAGCUAUGGAUCCAGGAGAGGAAAGGGAUCGACUUUGAGGAGCAGGUGUCAGAAGGUGACAAGGCCCUGGAGAAGGCAGAGUCUCUGCUGCAGGCUAAGCAGAAUGAGCUGGAGGAUCUGAAUAAGGAGCUGAGGCAGUGUAAUCUGCAGCAGUUUAUCCAGCAGACAGGCGUCGUGCCGGCUCAUACCCACUCACGCACAGAGCUGCAGGAACAGCUUGAACAGCUGGAACUGGCAGCAGGUCGCAGUGCGACUCCCGUGGAAUUUCCAUCUCGUCCGACGGCCAAGCAGUUUCUAGGACAUCCGCGGAACCUGCAAAACCCUCUAGUGUCCAGUCUCAACCCUGAGGUCCUGACAUCCCGAGAGUCGUCAUGGAGAUAAAACACGGACAGCAGGGCCAAGGGAAAGUUGUUCACUUUUCUGUCACCGUCACCUUUUGUUUAACCCCUUUUGCUUCCUAACAUUUCCAUUCAUUAUUAAUUUACCUUACAAGUACUUUAUAUAAAUAAGAAAGAUAUAUUUACAACAUUUUGCUACUGUAAACAUUUCAAGGUAUCUGUAUGAAAUGUAAAAUAAUUUAGGAACCUUUGACCAAUAGAGAUUAUUACUAUGAAUGUGUAUUUAAAUAAUAAAAUGUGAAUCAUGUUUUAGAUA
This is a messenger RNA of Xiphophorus hellerii (green swordtail), 1949 nucleotides long. RefSeq names its product Ras association domain family member 7a (gene rassf7a). The coding region runs from base 375 to 1676 and encodes 433 amino acids. NCBI's taxonomy places the organism in Eukaryota, Metazoa, Chordata, Actinopteri, Cyprinodontiformes, Poeciliidae. Gene Ontology annotation, biological process: signal transduction. The transcript is spliced from 7 exons. The record is from RefSeq and is a predicted model, not a curated record.